This is a messenger RNA of Archocentrus centrarchus (flier cichlid), 3000 nucleotides long. It is a transcript of the gene ccdc191, whose product is annotated as coiled-coil domain containing 191. The transcript has 17 exons. The record is from RefSeq and is a predicted model, not a curated record. Lineage: Eukaryota; Metazoa; Chordata; Actinopteri; Cichliformes; Cichlidae. Bases 283 to 2898 code for a protein of 871 amino acids.
GUAGUCCUAGAAAUUUUCAUUCGUGUGAGAGUUAGCCAAAAAAAAUUAAGCUAAUUUACUCCAUUACCCAGAAUCCAUUAUAACCCAACUCGACGAUAGUUUUGUGUACGCCUCUUGGGUUUUGAGAGCGCUUUUUGUAGUAACUUCUAAGCGCAUUUUGACGAGAGAAAUAAAAAAAUUAUAUUGAUUAUUGUACUUCGCGCACACUUUUAGUAAAGAAGAGAUACUAAAGUGAUAGUUGGGACUGUAUCAUAGUAGCGUGCAGUGUUGUAUUAACUAGUGAUGAUGGCAUUUCCAGGUCACAACCCUGACCUGUUUAGGUGGAGAAGAGUCGGCUCUGCAAACAAGAUUCACACAAAGAAAGAAGAUAUUGAUAAAUGGAAGAAGCAAGUGGAGAUGGCCUCAGAAUUUGCUGUGUCUGAAGUCUUCCCCUACAAAAAACCUAAACUGGGAAUCAGCAGCUUAGCUGUACCAUUGCAAAGCACUGAACAGCUGAGAGAUCAUGAUGAGGCUUACAGUGAAGCUCAAGACCUUGUAGGUGACUGGCUGAGUAAUAAGCUGAGGCUGGAGCUGGAGUUGGAGGAUGAAGAUGACCUGAUGUGCUCUGCUGAGAGGAUGGGCACGGCUGCACAAGCUAGUGCUCUGCCUACUGCUCUAGACCACAACACCUUUGAUGAACUCUAUAACUGCCUCGCUGAGGGAGAAGAGCAGUCAGCGGUCAACAGCUUCCUACAAGACCUCAUGGAGCAGGAGCUGUUGGACUCUAGGAUGAUGGAGGAAAUGGCGCUUGACGUUCAACAAACAAGGAAAAAGUUUAGAGACCCGAUCGUUACCAUGGAGGCCCGACACCAACAGGUGAAAGAUAACAGGGCCCGACGGGAGGCUGAAAGACAGAGAGAGCAGAGAGAGAGGGAGGCCCAGCGAGCCGCCAGAGAGGAGGCAAAGAAGAGGGAGCGAGAGGAGGAGAUGAGGAAAAGGCAGGAGAAACAUAGGCAAGAGGAGAUGGUGCAGCAGGAGAUGGUGAGGCUGAGACGGCAGAUGGAAGAGAGGAGAGGCCUGGAACAGACGGUUCGACGGAGGGAAAGGGAAAAUCUCAUGAAACAGCAGCAUGAGGACACUAAGCGACUGUAUCAAGAACAGAUGAUUGAAAGAAAGGUUCACAUGAACAACCUCAAGUGCCUGCAAAGGCAUUUCUCUGGAUGGUAUUCAGUGGUGCUGGACGUAAGGCUACGUACGGGUAAGGCCAUGGCUCUCUGUGACUGGAAGAGAAAGCUAAAAGCAUGGCGGGCAUGGCGAGCAGUGGUGUGGGCAGAACAAAAGCAGCGCGAAGUGACAAGAACAGAGGAAGCACUGCGACUCGAAAACAGACAAUGCCAGCUGGCUGCUGAAAAUGACCGAAGACGGUUGCUACGGCGGUGCCUGAAUGAGUGGCAGCUAUGGUGUCGGAUGAAGAAGGAACAACGUGAGCUUUUGGCCCGGCAGCAGGAAAUCAAACAAAAGAUGGCUGCCCUAAUCAGUGCUGCAUCAGCAGGCAAACUCAGGGCCACAGAAAGUCCAGCUUAUCAGCCAAUAACAGCCCCACCGGAGGCACCGAACCAGACCACAGAGAAGGAAGAUCACCACAGGUCUGACACACCUGAUGCCUCUGCACUGCUUCAGGACAAGGCUCCCGUGAUUACUGCGGCCCAGCCCUCUCAGCCAUGGCAGGUGACCCGGCGGCAUGCAGCGCCUACUGCUGCUGAGCUCCGCAAGGCACGGCAGAGAGAAGAGGAGGGUGGCGGCUGCGCCCGUUCGGUAUCAGUAUCACCAGGCAGCAGGUUUGAAAACAGACAUGUUGCCCAGAAGCAGAUCAUCGCGCAACAGAGGGAGCGGCUGAAAGAGCAGCAAGAGCAAAUUGACCGGCUGAAGCAGGAGCAGAAAAUGAGGGUCUUGAAGCUGGAAAUGGAGAGAGCUGCACAGGUUACCCAGUCAACAAUGCUCAGAGGCUUGAGACCAAAGAGUCGCAAUAUUGACACCAGGGAGCAGAGGGCACCGAGAGGAACUGGAGAACCUGACAAUCAGAGCACGACCUCGAGGAAAGCUGUCACGCCGCAGACAUGCCCCCAUCCACUCAUCACAGCCAUGGAGGCCCGAGCACAUCAGCGCGCAGAGCGAAGGAAGGAAAUUGAGGAAUUCAAGAGGAAGAAAGAAGAGGAAAAGCUGGCUCAGAUGAAAGCCGCUGAGGAGCUCAGGCAGAAGGAGGAGGAGGAGGAGAAACGCAAAGCAGCAGAAAGGCGAAGGGAGGAAAAACGGCUGGAAAGAGAGAGGGAAGAGGAGAAACAGAGACAACUGAAAAGGCAAAAGGAGCUGAUGACACUGGCCGGCCAACACUACCGCAGAACGUCAUUGCUGCGACGAGGCCUGGCGCCAUGGAAACGCCUCAUUCAGCUCAGACAAGACAGCGUGGAGCUGGCUGAGCGUCAUCACAAUUUCGUCCUCCUGAGGCGGUGCACAUUAGGCUGGCAGCAAUCAGCAAGAGAGUCUCUGUCUAACAAAGAAGCUUGUGCUGACCAACUGCACCAGCACCUUUUGCUUCGGAGGAGCUUAAACUGCUGGAAAAGACUGAGAGAUGUGCAGAUAAUUCAGGAAGAGCGAGCUGAGCGCUUCUAUCGCACACGCACUCUGAGGAGGUUUCUGCUGGCGCUGUUGGACCACGUGACUCAGGCGAGGCUGAUGGAGUGGGACCAUCAGGAGCUGGCUCAGGAGCAUAAUAACAGACGAGUGCUGCGGCAAUGUUUCCUGGCCUGGAGGCAGCUUCCAUGUUUGCUGCGCAAGGAAAGAGAGAGAGAUGUACGGAGGGAGAAGCUGUGCCGUAAAGUGACUGAGGUUCUCCCGGAUUUCUGCUCCCAUCCACUGUAAAGCCUCUGGGAAGACCAACAGUCUAGGCAACAUAAUGCUUGCUGAUACAGUUGGCAUGAAAACAUUAGAGCAUCACUCUGGAAGAUGAAAACACUGCACAUU